This is a messenger RNA of Manis pentadactyla (Chinese pangolin), 1337 nucleotides long. Its product is annotated as putative nuclear envelope pore membrane protein POM 121B. The record is from RefSeq and is a predicted model, not a curated record. The transcript is spliced from 7 exons. The annotation marks the transcript as partial. Lineage: Eukaryota; Metazoa; Chordata; Mammalia; Pholidota; Manidae.
GUUCUAAUUCUGUCCUUCCCUCUGCAUUUGUUAACUGAAGGUCUGUGUAAUUCUAGAUAGAAGAACAAACCCUAUCUAUAGGAGUGGCAGGAUAAUAAGCAGGCACUGAUGCCAUAGUUAACUCUAAAGGUGACCAGUAUGAUUCUUGCUGUGUUAUCUUUAUGAACUGAUGAUAUUUUAUAAACAUUUCAUGAUCCUCAGUAUAGUGUAGCUGCUCUUUCUGAUGCAACUUUGCCAACUUUGGCCAAUGACAUCCCUUUCAAAUACUGGCAAUUGACUCACUUUUCAGAAGCCCCACUUCACAAAGAAAUGUUUUUUUAGUCACUUGAAAAGGAGACUUUAUAUACAGUGAUGGAUUAAAGCCACAGAAUUAUGUUGAAGGUCAGAUCCUAUGUUAUUCCCAAGGGUCAGUCACAUGACUUGUGUUUGGCUUUUAGCUCUGGAAGAGGCGGCGUCCCAGUGCCUCACCCUUCUCCAGCCCAGCCUCAUCCUGCUCACAGACACCAGAGAGUCCAGAAAAGAAAAUGAGAGAAGAGGACGGUCCUCAGGGAUCUGGCUCUUCCACUCCACCGGUAGACAAGGAGUCCCAGGGAGAACAGGAUACAACCACAUGUAGGGAGCAGAACUCUUGGGAUUCUCCAGUGACACCCAGCAGCUCCCAGCCACGCAGAUGCAAGUUUCCCCUGGUGCCUUCCAGGCGAGGGAUCCUGCUGAUCUUGCCUCCAGCUCCCUGGAUUGGCCGCUCGAUCACGGUCGAAGAGUAUUACCAGGAGAAGGAAGCUCAGUCACAGUGGCUGAAGAGGAUCUUCGAGGAUAAGACUGCCACCACCUCGGACUUUGGAGCUACGACCCAGACCACCAGCAGCGGUAGCAGCACAACCUCAUCACACUUCACAUCCGGGGUGUCAGCAGGCCCCAUUGGCAGUGGGGGCUUUGGGACAAGUGUGGCUGCCCCCCACAGCAGCUCCACCACUGGGGCAUUUGGCUUUGGGUCAGGACGGAGUGGGAGAACUGGUCUCAAGAACCCUUUCUGGGGAGCCUUGGAUCCAAACUCCCUGGGUGCAGCUGGCCAGAGCACAGCCUCUGCUUUCCAUGUGUCCAGCAUGCAUCAGAACAUGCCUGGGUUUGCAGCCAUCACCUCUGGCUUUGGAGCUGUGACCCAGACCACCAGCUGCGGGACCAGUACAUCAGGGUUUGGCAGCACCAUCUCAGCGCCCUUCACGUCCAGGGUGUCAGCAGGCCCCAUUGGCAGUUGGGGCUUUGGGACAAGCGUGGCUGCCCCCCACAGCAGCUCCACCACUGGGGCAUUUGGCUUUGGGUCAGGACGGAGUGGGAGA